Pristis pectinata (smalltooth sawfish) is the source of this 3895-nucleotide messenger RNA. Its product is annotated as ribonuclease inhibitor-like. The coding region runs from base 638 to 2869 and encodes 743 amino acids. The transcript is spliced from 14 exons. The record is from RefSeq and is a predicted model, not a curated record. NCBI's taxonomy places the organism in Eukaryota, Metazoa, Chordata, Chondrichthyes, Rhinopristiformes, Pristidae. Gene Ontology annotation, molecular function: zinc ion binding; protein binding. Gene Ontology annotation, cellular component: cytoplasm.
CCAUCUGGGAGUCUCUUUCACAUCCACAGAAUCUCCUGUCUGCCCCCCUUACUAUGGAAUCCCCUAACACUACCGCUCUCCUCUUCUUCCCCCACCUUCCCUUCUGCACCACACAACCAGGCUCAGUGCCAGAGACCUGGGUACUGCAGUUUUCCCCUGGUAGGUCAUACCCCCCCCAACCGUAUCCAAUGUGGUACACCUGAUAUUGAGGGGAACAGCCACAGGGAUACUCUGCACUACCUGCCUAUUCUCUGUCCUUCUCCUGGCAGUCACCCAGCUACCUGCAUCCUGCAGCUCAGGAGUCACUGCCUCCUUGCAGCUCGUGUCUAUGAACUCCUUGUUAUCCCAUAGGAGUCGAAGGUCCUUCUGCUACAGUUCCUGUUCCCUAACACGGUCUGUAAGGAGCUGCAGCUGGAUGCACCUGGUGCAGAUGUAGUUAUCAGGGAGACUGGAUGUCUCCCAGAACUCCCACAUCUCUCAGGAUGAACACCCCACUGACACUGGAGCCAUUCUCACUACGCUGGCCUGGCACUAAAGGAAACACCAAAGCAAGAAAGAAAGAAACUUACCAGAGACUUCCCUUCGCCUCUUGAGCCAAAGCCUCAGUCUCCCACUCUAACACCGGCCCACUCUCACAAUGGCCACUCCACUUAUACCUACCUUCCCUUUAUUUGCUACUGUUAAUCAGCCAAUCACCGGUAACAUUUUUGCAAAUAGGCUUCGUUUAAACACUUGCAAGGUGAAGCUCACAAGCACACGCACAGAGACCCACCUCUUUCCAAAGGUCCCGCUCCGAACCUGGCUCCAACUCCCGACUUUGGGGGAAUUUUCUGCUGUCAGAACGUGGAUAUUCAGUCCCAGUCAAUUCAGAUCUGUGUUUUAUUUGUUUCAGGAGGAAGUGCGUCAGGACAGGAGGGUUAGCGAGGAUGCGCAGGCACUGUCUGUAGCAGAAGGUGCCCUACCUGUGGGAAAAUUGAGAGAGACGGUACUGAAAGAAAUGUUUGAUGCCAUGAAGCAAGUCGCUGAGACCCUGGAUGUGGAAUCAGCCAGUCCGUGCCUUGAGGUGUUUGAGGAUCUGAGUCGUGGGAGAGGGACUGGGACCAAGACAAGUCUCUCUGACACCUGGAACAGGCAGAGACUCAGUGACCUGGGAGAUUGGGGAAUGAAGCUGCUGUCUGUGGCUCUGAGGGACCCGGAGUGUAAAGUACAGAGACUGGGGUUGUAUGCUGACAGUCUCGCCAUUGCUGAUGUUGAGGAUCUCACCUUGGCUCUCAGUACAAACCGCUCACUGACGGAGGUGGAGCUGGACCUGGGUUGGAAUAAACUGGGAGAUUCGGGAGUGAAACUGGUGUCUGAGGCUCUGAGGAACCUGGAGUGUAAAAUAGACAAACUGUGUCUAUGGUGUGUCGGUCUCACAGCUGCUGGUGUUGUGGAUCUCGCCUCUGCUGUCAGUACAAACCGCUCACUAACGGAGCUGGACCUGGGUGGUAAUAAACUGGGAGACUCGGGAGUGAAACUGGUGUCUGAGGCUCUGAAGAACCCGGAGUGUAAAAUACACAAACUGGGUCUACAGCGUGCCGGUCUCACAGCUGUUGGUGUUGUGGAUCUCAUCUCCGCUCUCAGUACAAACCGCUCAGUGACGGAGCUGGACCUGGAUGAUAAUGACCUGGGAGACUCAGGAGUGAAACUGGUGUCUGAGGCUCUGAGGAACCCGGAGUGUAAAAUACACAAACUGGGUCUACAGUGUGUCGGUCUCACAGCUGCUGGUGUUGUGGAUCUCGCCUCCGCUCUCAGUACAAACCGCCCUCUGACGGAUCUGAACCUGGGUGGUAAUAAACUGGGAGACUCGGGAGUGAAACUGGUGUCUGAGGCUCUGAGGAACCCGGAGUGUAAAAUACACAAACUGGGUCUAUGGUGUGUCGGUCUCACAGCUGCUGGUGUUGUGGAUCUCGCCUCCACUCUCAGUACAAACCGCUCACUGACGGAGCUGGACCUGGGUGGUAAUAAACUGGGAGACUCGGGAGUGAAAGUGGUGUCUGAGGCUCUGAGGAACCCGGAGUGUAAAAUACAGAAACUGGGUCUACGGUGUGUCGGUCUCACAGCUGCUGGUGUCGUGGAUCUCACCUCUGCUCUCGUGGAUCUCACCUCUGCUCUCAGUACAAACCGCCCUCUGACGGAGCUGAACCUGGGUGGUAAUAAACUGGGAGACUUGGGAGUGAAACUGGUGUCUGAGGCUCUGAGGAACCCGGAGUGUAAAAUACACAAACUGGAUCUAUGGUGUGUCGGUCUCACAGCUGCUGGUGUUGUGGAUCUCGCCUCCGCUCUCAGUACAAACCGCUCACUGACGGAGCUGGACCUGGGUGGUAAUAAACUGGGAGACUCGGGAGUGAAACUGGUGUCUGAGGCUCUGAGGAACCCGGAGUGUAAAAUACAGAAACUGGGUCUACAGCGUGUCGGUCUCACAGCUGCUGGUGUUGUGGAUCUCGCCUCUGCUCUCAGGACAAACCGCUCACUGACGGAGCUGGACCUCAUUGAUAAUGACCUGGGAGACUCGGGAGUGAAACUGGUGUCUGAGGCUCUGAGGAACCCAGAGUGUAAAAUACACAAACUGGACCUUGGGUGGACUGGUCUCACAGAUUCUGGCACCAAUAAUCUCGUCUCCGUUCUCAGUACAAACCGCUCACUGAGGGAGCUGGACCUGCGAUCAAACUCCCUCACAGACCGAUCUGUCCCCGCUCUGCGCCGUCUCACACAGACCCUCCCGUGUCUGGAGUGGCUCAGGCUGGACGAGAAUGAGUUCAGUUUAAAUGGAAGGGAUCAGCUGAAGUCCCUGGCUGGAACCAGAGCCAGACUGAGAGUGGUCCUGUGAACAUCCCAACGUGUGAACAGCACCGCCCCGGGACUGGAACACUUCUGUCCGAUUUCCCGCCCUCCCCUUUAAACCCGAACGUCGCAGCUGGAACCGAGCGAGUGUGCCCUCCCGUUGUGGUGUCAGAUGCCCAGUCCCGGGACAUGUGACUCGGCCGCCCGGUCCCAGGGUGCUGCUUCCAUCAGAUGUCCAGGGCUGGAUGUUCCCCAGUGCACAGGCAGGAAGGGCCCAGGGUGGGUUCAGUCUGGGCCACAGGGGGACACCGACAGUCCCACUCAGUGUCCCUGGGGCCGGGCUGGUGCAGGGAGGGGACAUCUGGGGGUGGAGUAGCAGUGAAGCGGGAGCGGGAUUUUCACUGCACCCCGUUCAGUAGCCGGUGAUAGAAGGAGCGGCUCAUUGACUGGCCCAAUAAAUGUGCAGCAAUCUGGGACUCUGCCCGGUGUUAUCAUUUCAUAAUCAGCAGUGUCCCAAAUGAUGACUGACAGCGAUACACAGGGCUGGUCACACAGUGUAUCACCUGGAUCAGUUGUGUUACCCAACUGUCUGCAGGGAUUGGGUCUCUCACAAUAUUACCCAGGCUUUGAUUUCACCAAACGAUAACUGGCAAUGUUAAGGGUUUUUUUUCAGUUUUUUUGCAUUUAAUAUUUUAUUAACAGAUUGCGGUUUUGAGAAAUACUUUGAAAAUCAUUUCCACGUAACUAUCAAAACCUUUGCAUGUAUCUGCUUGUACUAACGGUGUGCAGCUAUUCUUCCCAUGGUGUGAAAUUACCUCAACCAUGGGGUGACUCAUGUUACCGCUGGAAAAGGGUCCAGGUGCCGAUGAGGAAGAAAUAAGUUUUGUAGUUCUAUCUUGUUUUGCUGAAGCUCGCUGUCAGCAACUGCCUGAGUCAGUGCAGCUUCCCACGAGGUGGGUCUGAAGGUCCACACUGACCGGUGCAUCUCUGAGUGGGGAUCAGUGCAGAGCUCGAUUUACACUGUUCCCUCUUUCUCUGUCUCGCUGACUCCCGCUGGCGUUAACCUAAUAAA